AUGCGUUGGUCUUUGUUAUUCACUUUAAUAGUGUCCCUAUUGCUAUUGGGGACAUUGGCAGCGCCGGCUUCGGGCCUAGGACGACGUGGUGUUGAAGUCGCCAAUCUUGAGGCCAGACAGGAGAAGGAAACCGAUCCUACAAUCAGCGAUGCUGAGACGGCAACUCAAACAGAUAUAUCAAAAGCAAUAACCGAUGCGUCAACAGCCGCCGAGGCUACAACGACAGGCACUACUGCCUUCACCACAGGCUCGACCACGGCCAGAACGCAUGCCACAACCGAUGCUACGACCACUACUUCUGCCGCUUCCGCUACUUCGACUGUGCCCUCGCUCGAUGGAACGACUGCAUCUUCUCAGCAAGAUGCGGUAGACUCUACUAGACCAACCUACUCCGGUGGUCUGCCAAUUAAACCGACAAUCACGCCGGCAUGGGGCGUUGGAGGAUUUAUACUAAUAGCUCUCGGAGCUGUGCUGACUUUCAUCGGUGUCCGCAAACAAUGGGUCCAAAUCUUCCUCUCAACCGGAUUCCUUAGCGCAUUGGGAGUUACCGUCCUCAUUAUUUAUGUAAUGAGUCCACCGGUAACAAACGCCGUGCAGGGGGGCUAUCUCGUCGCUGUCUUCUUCACUGGCGCAGUAUUCGGUGGUCUAUCACUUGUCUUCAGAGAAAUCUGCGAGGGACUAGGCUGUCUUCUAGGCGGGUUCUGUCUGAGCAUGUGGUUCCUUGCCCUGAAAGCUGGCGGUCUUCUGAGUGAAGGUGGUCCCAAGGCUGGCAUGAUUAUUGCCUUCACUGUGGGGUUCUAUUCCCUCUCGUUCAGCCACUAUACAAGGCCAUACGGGCUGAUCGGAUGCACGUCGUUCUCCGGUGCAACUGCCGUGGUCAUUGGGAUCGAUUGCUACAGCAGAGCUGGACUGAAAGAGUUCUGGUUAUAUAUCUGGGGAUUGAACCAAAACGUCUUCCCUCUCAGAACGGACACCUACCCAGUGACACGUGGUAUUCGUGUUGAGCUCGCCGCGACUAUAAUUAUUUCUGUUCUGGGGGUAAUCUCCCAGAUCAGACUUUGGAACCUCAUCAAGGAGCGCAGAGCCAAGGAAGAAGAUUCCCGUCGGGCACACACCCGAAAGAUCGAAGAAGAAGAUGCCGAAGCCGGUCGUCGCCUCGAGGAAAAGAAUAUCCAAGAGCGCGCUGAAUGGGAACUCAUUUAUGGAAACGGAAAGGCUGCGGAUGGUAAAGCCGUCUCGGUUUCGGAGACUGCUGUCGGUGACUCGCGACGGGGCUCGGAUGGGUUCGACUCCUCUGACAACGACAAGGAGGGGCAGAUCGAGCUCAAGGAGAUGCCGAGCCCGGAUGCUUCUGGUAGUGCCUCUGACGGCGAGAAGAACCGUGAGGGUGAGAAGGAUCGCGAACUUGAGGCUGUGCCAGAGGAGGAUUCAUCCCAGCAGGGUCAAUCACGCGAUGCAGAUGAGGGAAAGGGUGCCGAGAAGCAAAGUCCAUCUGAAGGAAAGACGCCAAGACCCACUACACCUGUUGUUACUCAUGUCCUUGGUGAGGGUAACGAUGAGUCCUCUGAGAACGGUGCUGACAUCGGCUCGGAGGUUGGUACGCCGCGCUCGAAACGGUUCUCUGGCAGGGAAAUGUUGAGCCGGCUCUCUUGGCGAAAUGGCAAUGGUGUGAUGACUGCUUCACAGUCUCAGGAGAAUCUGGUGGACCACGACGAUGCCAAUUCUUCUGUAUUGGGGGUUGUGGAUGAUCUCCAUGAGAUGAGCGUCGGCUGUCCAAGUGUUAUCUCAGAUGCGGAUGUUCACGAUCGCGUUGAGAAAACCCAGCCAACGCAGCAAGAAACUAGCACCGCCGAGCUAGCUCCAGAGAAGGACUCGACAAAUGUGGAGAUCAAGUCAAACGCCGGUUCACAAGCUGUCCCAGAUGCUGAACUCCGUGUCGAUACAGCCAUAGCCCAAAAGGACACUGACAAAGUGAUUACCAAAGAAACCACUGCCGACCGCACUGUCCCACAGGUGUCUCUUGUCGAGAACGCUGUUGUUUCCGACUGUUCUUUGAAGAAUGUUGGCAUUUCCGAGCUGUCGGAGAAGCCUCAAUUGCUGGAAACCACCGCAACAGAUAUUCAAGCCUACACUCCAGAUGCCUCAAAAAAGACCGAGGAAGUCAAGCCCAAAGUUACAUUGGAGCCGUCGCCUCUGAACGAUGCAGAAGAGGAAAGGGUGAAAGAGGCUAACGAAGACCAACCUCCUACUGCCAAAAUCAUCAAACCCGAGUCCACUCCUGAACUGAAGGUUGUAUCUUUGCCGGAGCCCAAGGUUGAGCCCAAGAUCAAAGUGCUCAAGACACUAGACGCAUCAACCGUCAAAUGCAUCCCCGAGCAAACAUCACGAGUGAUCCAUUCGUACCGCACGAACGAAUGGGCCAAACACCUCGCAGAUGCCGACACCCCUGAGAUGGAGCCGAUCGAGUUCGAACCUGAACCCGAGGCAGAAUACCCAGAGGAAGUUCACGAGACUGCCGCAUUUGUUGAUAUAGGCGGUCUUCUCCAGACACCUCUUACUGCACAACCACCACCAAUCGUGAACAGGCCUGAAUACAAUGAUAUGGACAAUCAACCACCUGUCUAUAUCUCAUCGCUGCCCUCGCCAGAUAUUCCGCAAUCCAAGACACGGACCGGCGCGCAAGGGCUCACCACAGCGAAGCCAACUUUGACCCGCAAUGACUCGACAGCUUCAGUUAACAUACUACGUUCAGCUUCUGGUCCACUUCCAACUCAGGAAUCAGGAUUGAGGUCGAUUCGCAACACAUCGACUCCCCUGCUGACGAUCACUACUCCCAACGAGCCCAAAGAAACGGAACCACCAUCACGCUGGAACGGACCACCUCCCCUCCUCGCAGUCCGCGAGAACAUGGUCCGAAACCGCAUGUCAUCAACAUCCAACCGCUUCGAUCCUUGGGCUGCACGCAACCUAUCUCGCCAGUCCUUACCUGAAAUGACGCACGUCGUCUCCCCAAUUUCACCACCGCUCUCCAUCCCCGAAGAAAGGGAGGUAGAACACCAAGUCCAACCAAACGAGGAUGACAUCCCACUUUCCAAGCGGCGCGCCCUACUACAGCGUCAGACAACGCAGUCCCCUGCAGCAAGCCCUGACAGCCUCGAGGCUGCCUCAUUUCCUCUGUAUCCCCAACCAGCUCCCGCCACUGAACUGAACCGGUCUGCUUCAAGAAUGGCAGCGUGGCGACAGUCGGUCCGCGAGGAAAUCACCCAAAAGCGAGAUCCUUUGGCCCUCCAGUCCCCGCCCAUCAGCCCGGCCAGCCCUCUGGACCGGCCGCGCAGUGCAUGGAACUCUGUUCAGCAGAUGCGCGAGGUCUCAUCUACUCAGAUAGGCGAUGCCAUCGCAGACGGCAUGCAGCGUGGCAACAUGACGGAUCUACACCGUCAAGCAAUGCGGCAGAAUUUUUUCCUUGGCCGAUCUCUCCAUCUCCGCUCCAAUUUCCCCCCUCUCCUUUCUGCCCUCAAAACGGCGUCCCUAAAACCCCACAGACCUCUGUCGAGGGAGGAAGAAUCAUUCUGUUAUCCACGCCAACAAGUCCUACGGCCUCCAACCAAUCGCGCACCCGUGGAGUCAACUCCGUCGUUCGUUCGCGCCCAGCGGCGACAGUGCGUCCCGAUCUCAGGUCCGCCGUCGCUCCUCCGCCCACCAGCAGUCCGGCUCGCCAACCCAGUCAACUACGUCCCACGAAUAACCCCAAUAACUGUCCACCCACACCAAUCCGACGAGAGCCUCCCACUCGGCUUUGGCCACUCACGCGACGCCCAUCCCCUCCUCAGCGUCCCAGAGCGACGCCGCAGCCGCCUAACCCCAUCCCCGAGCAGCCUACUUGUCGAGCGCAGCCAGGGGGAAACAGAAAGUGGCCGGACUAGCAUUGCCCUGCCCCCACGACAUCGUCGCAGCGAAGACUUCGCCAGCACAGAAAUGGCGUUCGCGGGCAGCGCAGCGCGGGAAACCGAGAACCUUCGCCCUCCCGAAGCUGUCCAUCUCACGCAGAACGGAACUCGUCAGAACGACCGUGCCCGCUACGCUCAGUCACAGACCUCCCUCCGCUCUCAGUCCCAGAUCGCUUCGGUCCCCUCGAAUACUGGUCUCCCACCUGCUGAUGUCGCCGAGGAGCUUGCUUGGGGCCCGGCUCACCCCUGUUUCCCGCAUAUCAAUCCCCAUGUGCCUAUUGGGUCGCGGGAACAUAUGACAACGCGUGUGAUUCGUAUCCGGCGCGAUUGGAUGAUAAAGGGUGAUUUGGCGCCGACGUUUUCCAAUCUGUAUCCUGAGAUUCUUGAUCCGUUGUUGUCGGAGCAUGAGUUUCGCAGAGUGAUUUCUACCGUCAAUGAUGGUAUUAUCAAGGCGUUUGAUCCGUUUAGUCUUCGGAAUUGGUUCGACGGCGUGGUGGGCUUGUUGACUGGCUGGGUAUGGGAUGAUCUCAAUGCCCCGGGGACAAAAAGCCAGCUGCAGAAUGUCGAGGCUUGGUUGGAGAAUUGGAACCGCGAGGUCGGCGCCAAGGAUGGUGUUCAUAUUUGGAGCUUGAGGCGGACGGCGUAUAUGUCACUUGAUAUCCAGAUCCCCGAUCCCAAGGUCGGCAUUGUACCCAGUGAGGCACCUUCGGCCCCUAAUACCAGGCCGAGUACUGGUAUUGGGGCUGGAGCUUGA
Penicillium concentricum is the source of this 4701-nucleotide messenger RNA. Its product is annotated as Golgin subfamily A member 7/ERF4. NCBI's taxonomy places the organism in Eukaryota, Fungi, Ascomycota, Eurotiomycetes, Eurotiales, Aspergillaceae. The transcript has 5 exons. The record is from RefSeq and is a predicted model, not a curated record. The coding region runs from base 1 to 4701 and encodes 1566 amino acids.